AAUGACAUCACCAACAACAACAGCAACAUCAAGCAAUUUUCUCAAUAAUUUAAAAGAUUUUUGUUGGAGAUUUUUGGAAUUAUAUUUAUUCAAAUUUACAUUAUUUGUGCUUUUAUUUAUUUGUGUUGAACAUUAUUGUCUACUAAAUUUAUUUUGUAUAAUAUUUAUUUCAAUUGCUUUGUCUUCCUCAACUUUUUGUGUUUCAAAAAGCGUUACGUUUGCACUAUGUGCAUAUAUGGCUAUAUUGUUUGUUGUUAGAAGUGUUUAUCAGGUUUGGAAAUUUUUUUUUGAAGUAGUGUGCUGGGUUCAUUAA
Meloidogyne enterolobii is the source of this 313-nucleotide messenger RNA. The record is from the annotation of a GenBank genome assembly. NCBI's taxonomy places the organism in Eukaryota, Metazoa, Nematoda, Chromadorea, Rhabditida, Meloidogynidae.